Molecule: messenger RNA, 573 nt
Organism: Protopterus annectens (West African lungfish)
Lineage: Eukaryota; Metazoa; Chordata; Ceratodontiformes; Protopteridae
Product: acetylserotonin O-methyltransferase-like
Exons: 5
Coding region: 1-573 (190 amino acids)
Source: RefSeq, a predicted model, not a curated record
AUGAGACUGCAGAUGUUAUCUACAAGUGUUUACUUGUUAUUGCAGAAUUCAAACAAGAAAACUGCAAGGCAGUCUCAGCUGAACAGCAGUGGUACUGUGAACAGACAACGUGCUGGCAAAACAAUGACUUCUCAAGAAAACUCUUUAGACUGUAGUCAAAUAAUGAAAUACAUGGAGGGAUUUCUUGUGUCAAGGGCUUUAUUCACGGCAUGUGAUCUGGGAGUGUUUGAUCUACUUCAAGAAGAGAAUACGUCACUGUCAGAAAAUGACAUUUCACAAAGGCUGAGCACCAGUCUACGUGGGAUGCAGAUACUGCUCAAUGUGUGCGAAUCGAUGCGAUUACUAAUGUCUGAGAAAAAAGAUGGCACAGUGUAUUAUCAGAUGUCUCAGAUGGCAAGGAGGUAUUUGACAAACAGCAGCAAGGAAUCCUUACUUCCAUGGAUAAAGUUCUACUCAGAGAUUCUCUAUCCAUGUGCCGAGCACUCUGUACAUGCAGUGAGGGAAGGCACGCAACAACUUGGAAAACAAUUUGGACACAAGAAUAUGAAUUAUUUUGAUGUUUUGUACAGGUAA